Messenger RNA from Plutella xylostella (diamondback moth), 663 nucleotides. The record is from RefSeq and is a predicted model, not a curated record. Lineage: Eukaryota; Metazoa; Arthropoda; Insecta; Lepidoptera; Plutellidae.
AUGAAGGGACAACUUAAAGAACUUGACUUUUACAAAAGUGAGGUCAAGACACUUCGGGCUGAGGUAUUGGAGCUGCGACAAGUACUAGCGGACAAAGAGCAGCGGCACUUCUUGAAGGACGUGGAGAUCACCGGCCUCACCGAGUCAAACGGCGAGAACCUCACUCAGGUGGUGAACGUCCUGAGCAACAAGCUCGGAGUGCAGCUGGACCCGCGCGACGUGGACGACGUGAGGCGAGUCGGAGCGCGAGGCGGCGGCGGCGGCAGCGGCGGCGGCAGCGGAGGCGCCGGCGCGGGCGCGACGGAGCGGCCGAGACCGGUGGUGCUCACGUUCACGCGGCGCGCGCCCCGCGAUCAGCUGCUGCGCGCUGCCAAGGUGCGCCGCGGACUCACUACAGACAUGCUUGAGUUAGCGGGAAACUCUCGCCGAGUUUACGUAAAUGAACACCUUACUAGGGAAAAUAGAGUUCUUUUCAGCAAAGCUAGGGCCUUGGGGGCUGAACUCAAGUUCAAGUAUGUGUGGACAUCAAACGGCAAUAUCUUCAUGCGUCGCUCAGAAACGAGUUCUGUGCUUCGCGUUACAUCCGAAGCUACUCUUGAAAAGCUUGGGAAAGAGUUGCCUCAGAAAAACGAGCCCUUUCCAUUUCAGAACAAUACCAAUUAG